GUCUUCCGGUGUAGUACUCGCAGUCUUAGCUGCUGUUAAAAUUGUUCAUAGUAUAAUUUAGUUAAUAUCCACUCAUUUAGCAUAGUGAGGGAUCACAAGAUACAGUUGUUUCAUAUUUAUAUGACUGCCACCACACAGACCUCGCCCCCAACUAAUCAAUUGCGCUUGCGGUUUAAUAAUUACAGCGCGGGAUUACACGUGUGGACAGUGUUUAACGACUGACGGUUUCAUGCACUGGAAAAGGAGUACUGAGCCUGCAACCAAUCUACUAGUACACAAGAACCCAGGAUGUUGCGGUCAGGAUUCUUCUUCAUAUCGCCCCAUACGUGACACAUCACCAUAUUAGCCCCCUGCUGGAGUAGCAAUGGGCAUCCUGAGAGCUGUCGCCAGCACCAUGGGCAGGAUCAGCACGUUCAGGUCCUAUCAGAUGGUUCUGCUUCUCGCAGCAGCGCUGGCCGUCGUAGCUUUCUACUACUUUGGGUCUGAGAGGCAGAACUUCUCCAGCACCACCAAACGCAUCAAGCAGACCCAGGCCAGUCACAAUGCCAACAGGAACGACGCCGACCUCUCCCUGGACACCAGGCUGGAGCGCCCGGGGGAGGGAGGAGGAGAGGAGGAGAGAGAGGAGGAUGAGGAGGAGGACGGGAGCAGGAGGAACGACAGCGGAGCUCACGGGGACGGCCGCUACCACGUGCUCAUGAUGUUCACCAAGGUAGACAAGAGCCGCAGCCUGCAGGAGAAGUUCCGCGUGGCCAUGUUGUCCCUGGUGAAACACGGUCGCUUCCUGGAAGGAGAGCGGCUGGUGCUUCAUUUUGUCACGGACAAGCUGAGCAGAGAGCUGGGGGAGAGGAUGCUUCCGGAACUGCUCCUGGACUCGACCUUUCAGUACGAGGCGGUGUUCCAUGACGUGGAGGAGCUGACCCAGAAGCUGUUCCCCAUCGUGGAGGCCAUGCAGAAGCACUUCAGCGCCGGCUCCGGGGCCUACUACAGCGAUGCCAUCUUCUUCCUGUCCGUGGCCAUGCACCACAUCAUGCCCCAAGAGUUGAAGCGUAUGGUGCAGUUAGACCUGGACCUGAAGUACAAGACCAACAUCAGGGGCCUCUUCCAGGAGUUUGGCCGCUUCCCUCCAGGAGCUGUGAUCGGCAUAGCCCGAGAGAUGCAGCCCGUCUACAGGCACACCUUCUGGCAGUACCGCAAGGAGCACCCCGGCACCAGGGUGGGCUCCCCCCCUCCGGACGGCCUCCCCGGCUUCAACAGCGGGGUGAUGCUCCUGGACCUGGAGGCCAUGCGGAGCUCCGCCCUCUACAACCAGCUCCUGCAGCCCGGCAGCGUGGCGCGCCUGGCCGACCAGUACCGCUUCCGGGGUCACCUGGGAGACCAGGACUUCUUCACCAUGAUCGGGAUGGAGCACCCGGGGCUGUUCCACCCGCUGUCCUGCGGCUGGAACCGGCAGCUGUGCAGCUGGUGGAGGGAGCACGGCUACGCCGAGGUGUUCCUGCUGUACUCGCGCUGCGACCGGCCCGUUUACAUCUACCACGGCAACUGUAACUCGCCCAUCCCGGACGACUGAGAUCCGGUCCAGACCGGAGAGAACCACGACAUGCGGCCAUGUUGGGGAGAGCCCAGAAGAGACGCUUGGAUUGAUCUCAAAUGGAAAGUUUGGAAUAUUCUUUGGGAUUUCUCUUGAUACUGUGUGCCCUUCUCUUUUUGUCAUUUUUGGGGGGCUGUGCGCUUCAUUUGCCCUCCUGUGGGCUUCUGUUGGCCUGUUCCACACACACACACACACACACACACACACACACACACACUGUAGCCCAUACACACGCCUGUCCCAUACACGCACACACACAAGCCUGUACCAUAUCAACACGCCUGUAACACACACACACACACACUCACUCACACACACACACUCACACAUCACUCACACACUCACACGUCUGGACCAAAGAUAGACUUGUGGCAGCGAGCUGCAGUGAUGAAUACACACUGACCCACUUUCUAUGUCCCUACUCUGCCGGCAUAAGGGACGAGCCUGUUCAGCGUUCACGCAGGAAGAGGAAGAACGAAGCUGACCUCGCACCUCUGAGAAUCCGUUUGACAUUCUGUUCAAAUGUGCAAAACUAGCGUCGAGUGAGUUUCUGAAAUAUGACACGCGUAAUUUAUUCUCAGAGUGCAAGCUUCAACCGUAUCUGCAAGGGUUGAAGAU
Molecule: messenger RNA, 2209 nt
Organism: Osmerus eperlanus (European smelt)
Lineage: Eukaryota; Metazoa; Chordata; Actinopteri; Osmeriformes; Osmeridae
Gene: xxylt1
Product: xyloside xylosyltransferase 1
Exons: 5
Coding region: 365-1570 (401 amino acids)
Biological process (GO): protein O-linked glycosylation via N-acetylgalactosamine
Cellular component (GO): endoplasmic reticulum membrane
Molecular function (GO): xylosyl alpha-1,3-xylosyltransferase activity
Source: RefSeq, a predicted model, not a curated record